Messenger RNA from Cryptomeria japonica (Japanese cedar), 399 nucleotides. RefSeq lists its product as uncharacterized. The record is from RefSeq and is a predicted model, not a curated record. The transcript is spliced from 3 exons. NCBI's taxonomy places the organism in Eukaryota, Viridiplantae, Streptophyta, Pinopsida, Cupressales, Cupressaceae. Bases 1 to 399 code for a protein of 132 amino acids.
AUGGAUGAUGAGGAUGGGAGACAGGAUGAGGACCCACGGCUACAGGGCCCUCCUCCUGACCGCAAACAGUUGAAAGAUUCCCAAGAAUCGAGCCUCGAGGCGGUGAAAGUUGACUCAGAAAAUAUCAAGGAGGGAAGCAGAAAUUCUGUUUCUCAUGGUUUUGCUAGAGGCUGGAGUAACAACAAAGUUACCCUAUUCGGGGAGAUAUGGCAAAUUGAUGAGAACCUGGUCGCCGAGGUCACGGAACAACAAGAGGUUGUUGUAGAGCAGCAACAGGCUGAGAUGAAUCAACAGCAGCAGAAGCAGAUCCAGCAGCAGGGGAUCAUGGUUGCAGAACAAGAGAAGCAGAAGUGGGGACCUCAGGAGAUGAGGCCACAAAAGGAGCAACAAGAGCAUUAG